CGGAAGAGUCUCUGUGGAGGAGAGAGAGGGAGAGAGAGCGGAGGAGUCCAUCUGUGAAGGUAAUUCCACAUAUCCUUCAUAUUCUUCUCUGUGAUCCAGUUCUGCUUCCUCACCCCUGGUUGAUCAGGUGAGCGAUGCGCGACCAAGGAUGGGGCAGUCCCUGUGUAUCUGCUCUCGCAGUUCCAUCACCAUCGACAACAAGAGAUACUACUUCAUCCAGAAACUCGAUGAGGGAGGCUUUAGCUACGUGGACCUGGUGGAGGGCGCCCAGGACGGCCGCUUCUACGCUCUGAAAAGGAUCCUGUGCCAUGACCGCGAGGGGCGACGGGAGGCGCAGACGGAGGUGGAGAUGCACCGGCUCUUCAACCACCCCAACAUCCUUAGCUUGACCGGCCACGCCUUCACGGAGCGCAGCGGCAAGAGCGAGGCCUGGCUCCUUCUGCCCUACAUCAGCAAAGGAAGUCUCUGGUCUGUUCUGGAGAAGCUGAGGGACAAAGGCAGCUCCAUGCCAGAGAGCCGCAUUCUGCACAUUUUGCGUGGCAUCUGUGAGGGUCUCAAAGUGAUACAUGACCAGGGCUACGCUCACAGGGACCUAAAGCCCACCAAUGUCCUCCUGGAGGAGAACGACAGGCCUGUGCUGAUGGACCUGGGCUCCAUGAACAAGGCCCGUAUUGAAGUGAGAGGCUCGCGAGAGGCCAUGACGAUACAGGACUGGGCAGCUCAAAGGUGUACGAUCUCAUACAGAGCUCCAGAGCUUUUUAACGUGGAGAGCCACUGUAUCAUUGAUGAAAAGACAGAUAUUUGGUCAUUAGGCUGUGUGCUGUACUGUAUGAUGAUGCUGGAAGGACCGUAUGAUCUGAUCUUCCAGAAGGGGGACAGCGUGGCGCUGGCUGUCCAGAACCCAGUGGCCAUUCCACAACCAUGCAAUUACUCCGAAGGACUGCAGAACCUCCUCAGUUCCAUCAUGGUGACCAACCCUCAGGAACGGCCCGACAUCAGCUGGGUACUCGACCAGGUCAAGAGCCUGCAGGGCUCGGACGGCGGCGCCGUGGACACCAACAGGGUAUGAUGGUCGCGCCGAGGGAGCGGUGCGACUCCCUUUGUCUCUUCCUCUGGACAGGAGAUUUAAUCUGGACUAUGCACUCUCUCGCUCUUUUUCGGGUUCACCUGCCAAAGGGACCCGUGGCCUCGCAAACAUUCACCUACAUUUACCUCAGUGGACUCAUGGGUAACAUAGGACAGACACGCAUAUCCGUCAUAAUACAUAUAAGACACAAAGGACAUUUCUUGAGUUCUGACCACGACAGAGAUUCUGGACGGUCUCACAAUACUUUGGAUCUUGGGUUAGAUAGUAUAGUUUGUCCAUCCACUUCAACUCAAGCAUUCAGCAGCGACAGCUUCCAAUGGGAGCACUUUGCAGAGCCCAAGAUUGUCACGGUCGCACAGUAUGACUGUCCACGUCUUUAGUGAUGUACUACCUACCAUAGAGAUUAUAAGAAACCUUUACAAAGAAGCAGAAAGGAGUUGCGGUCAGUCUGUAAACAUGAGUUGGGAGAGUAACAGAGGAAGUUUCAUGUCCAUGUUGUCUGAGACAGACAAACUGUUUGAGUGUGUGUGUGUGUGUGUGUGUGUGUGUGUGUGUGUGUGUGUGUGUGUGGCGUGUGUGUGUGUGUGUGUGUGCGUGUG
Colossoma macropomum (tambaqui) is the source of this 1686-nucleotide messenger RNA. RefSeq names its product serine/threonine kinase 16 (gene stk16). Gene Ontology annotation, biological process: protein phosphorylation. The transcript has 8 exons. The coding region runs from base 149 to 1069 and encodes 306 amino acids. NCBI's taxonomy places the organism in Eukaryota, Metazoa, Chordata, Actinopteri, Characiformes, Serrasalmidae. Gene Ontology annotation, molecular function: ATP binding; protein serine/threonine kinase activity. Gene Ontology annotation, cellular component: cytoplasm; Golgi apparatus. The record is from RefSeq and is a predicted model, not a curated record.